Molecule: messenger RNA, 4478 nt
Organism: Tarenaya hassleriana
Lineage: Eukaryota; Viridiplantae; Streptophyta; Magnoliopsida; Brassicales; Cleomaceae
Exons: 3
Coding region: 435-4214 (1259 amino acids)
Cellular component (GO): Ino80 complex
Source: RefSeq, a predicted model, not a curated record
GCUUCGUCUCUCCCCACUCGUCGCUUUCCCCGACAACCCUUUUUUUUUUCCAAAAAUUCAACCGUCUUCUUCUUCCUCCUGUGCCCCUCUCUCUCUGGGGCUGUCCUUUUUCGUCUUUUCACAUAUCAGCCUGUAAUCCGACGGCUCUGCUUCCGUCCACGUCAUCUUCGUCUUCUCCAACCCUCGAAUCCUCUCUUUCAUCUAUAGUUCCUCGAGUUAUUUAUACGGUUUUCUCUCUAGGGUUUCCUUUGGAGUAAACUUUUCUUCUGGACCUGUUGAAUUUUGCGGCAGCAGAUGCUUCGGAGCUCCAAUUUGUUCGAUCUCUGGGGAAACAUUGAGGGUUACCGUUUCCGUCGAUGAAAAUUCGUUAGUUUUGAUAAAUAAAGGUCGCUACCUAGUUUGGGGAGUGAGUCGGUGCUUUAUGCGUAUGCGGGAUGGCGAUUGAGAAGAGCAAGGUCAAGCUCUCUAGGUUUGAUCCAGAGUUCUCUCACGGCAGUGGUGAAACCAUGUCAAGUGAUGAAGGAGAGCUCCUUCAACGUAGAAUCUCGGCGGCUACUGUCGAUUCUGAGUAUGAGGUUGAUGAUGAAGAAGAUGAUGACUUUGAUGAUGCUGAUUCUGGAGCAGGUUCUGAUGAUUUUGAUUUGCUCGAAUUGGCGGAAACUGGGGCCGAGUUCUGCCAGGUGGGAAACGUAACGUGUAGCAUUCCUUUCGAGCUAUAUGAUCUCUCAGGUCUCGAAUAUAUAUUAUCGGUUGAAGUGUGGAACGAGUGUCUAUCUGAGGAGGAGAGGCUUUGUCUCUCAAAGCAUCUACCCGAUAUGGAUCACCUCACGUUUAUGCGCACUUUGAAGGAGCUUUUCGAGGGUUGUAAUUUCCACUUUGGCAGCCCUAUCAAGAAACUGUUUGACAUGUUGAAGGGCGGUCAAUGCGAGCCAAGAAACGCCCUUUACCUAGAGAGUCGUAACCUAUUCAUGAGGACCGAGCAUUAUCAUAAGCUUAGGAAGUAUCACAAUGAUUUGGUCGUGAAUCUUUGUCAGAUAAGGGAUUCUUGGGCGAACUGUAAAGGGUACAGCGUUGAUGAGAAGCUCCGGGUUUUGAAUAUCGUAAAAAGCCAAAAGAAUCUAAUGUGUGAGAAAAUGGAGGAUUUUGAGGUGGAUUCCUCGGAAAAGGAAGAACGGUUUAAUGCAGCGUGGGGGAGAAAGGUGAAAGAUAGGAAGUCUGCACUGAACAAAUUGAACCGUCGUUCUGCGUACGGUGUUGAACCUGAGUUCGAGUUGGCUUCUCGGUGGCAAUCUAUGGCUUUAGAACAGAAUAGAUAUGGCAGACUGAAUUCAAAAGGCAUAUCAAAGAGAGCAAGUUCAAAGUUUACUGGUGCGAACUCAGGUCCACACAGCACAUUGUCACUUCUUCAUAGGCCGAGGUAUGGUACGGGGUUGGGUUUUGGGUCAGAAGAUCGUAUGCCAGUCGAUGAUGGUGAUGAUGACGCUGAUGAUAAUGAUGAUGAUGAUGGUGAUGAUCCGGUCUUUGGAAUGGGUUCAAGGCAUGAUCACGAUAUCACUAUCACCGGAAAUUCUGGAUUCUCGAGACUGGGAAAGAAACCCAACUUUUCCAGAGAUAGAGAAUCGGGCUCUAAACACGUAACGAUGGGUCCAUCAUAUGCAUCAAAGCAGCUUCAAGGUAAAUAUGCUGACAGUAGUAAGCCUCGUGCAUUUGUAAAUCAGAUGAAGCCCCUAAGAGAACAUUUCCUUCAGCCCCCUUUGAAAGGAAGCCUAGCAGAUCUUCGUGCUGACUUAUAUCGGUAUGGCAAGAACCAUGGAGAUGGCUUUUCUGUUGAUCCCACCUUUAUAUCUGAUGAUUGGAAUGGUAGAAGCAAGAAACAUAAGUCUAAUAGGGAGUCACCCGAAAUUAGAUUAUCUUACAGAGCUUCCCUGCAACAGAUGAAUGAAAGGUUCUUGAAUUCGGAUUUGGGCGAGAAUCCGGCACAGGAGAAGAUUAGGGUGAAUGUGAUACCGAAUGGAAGACAUAGUGGGUCAGCAUCAUAUAGAGAUAGCAGAAUGUUCAUGGGAAAUGAUGAUACAGAAUCAGAUUCAUUUGAGGAAUACGAUGACGGGGAAGAAAGAAAUCCCUCAAUGUUGAAUGAAUCAGCUGUCCCAGGUGGUAGAAUGAAUAGUUCUCGAUUACACAUACUCAAAGCCGGGAGAGAUGGUAAAAAGGGCAAACUCGGGAAGAAAGAUAUGGAUGAAAACGAAUGGGCACGUAAUGGAAGGGGUGCUUACUCCAAGCAUAUAACCACGCCAGAGGAACACAUCUAUACACCAGGGGGCAAAAAGCAUUCUUUCAAGGUGAAACAGAAGGGUAAGAUCUGUGAAAGCGGUCCCUUAAAUAACAUUGCAAGCCAAGAUUUUGGAGAUGACCAGGUCUCGGGCUUGGGUAAGUUGAAGGAAAAAGAUGUCAAGAAUAGCCAACAACGGGAGGAAUUGACUGCCCGGUUGCAAAAACCAUCGGCAAAGCUAAAUUUGGCCGAGAGAAAGAGAAAAGGCUUUGAUGAGGAUGACGACCACGAUUCAGAGGCCGUGCUAUUUGGGCCCUGCAGCUCUGUCUCAAAGAAGAGAAGGACGAGAGAACGUUUUAUGGAGGCGGAGGGGAGGGACGACAAUGGUGAUCCGCAACCUGUUGAUGGUUUUACUUCCUCGAAAAGAAAGGGAAAAAUGAAAAUGGAGGCUAAUGCUGGUUCCCCUAAUAGAGAAACUUCUGAAACUCCUAAAGCGAUAGAAAUGGAGGUUGAAACCAAGCCACAGAAGAAGCCAUUUGUGUUGAUCACACCGACAGUUCACACAGGAUUCUCUUUCUCUAUCAUCCAUCUUCUCACGGCAGUGCGUAUGGCAAUGUUAAGUCCACGUCCCGAGGAAGAUUCAUUACCGAGAGCAGAGCAAGAAACCGGUGAUAAUGGGAUUCCCUUAUCCAAGGAUGCGGAUUCAGAGCGGAAAGGGGAUAUGAUGCCGUCCCUCACGGUGCAGGAGAUUGUUAGCCGUGUGAGAUCAAACCCUGGAGAUCCUUCCAUCCUCGAGACACAAGAGCCACUUCAAGAUUUGGUUAGAGGGGUUCUCAAGAUCUUUUCAUCGAAAACUUCGCCUUUAGGGGCGAAAGGCUGGAAACCACUUGUAGCAUAUGAAAAACCCACGAAAAGCUGGAGUUGGAUUGGCCCCUUUCCUCGUACAGCUUCGUCAUCCGAUCAAGAGAAUGCCGAGGAGGUAACGUCGCCCGAAGCUUGGGGUCUUCCGCAAAAGUUGGUCGUCAAGUUGGUUGAUUCUUUCGCAAACUGGCUGAAAAAUGGCCAGGAAACACUUCAGCAAAUAGGAAGUCUUCCCGAGCCGCCAUUGUCGCUUAUGCAGUGUAAUCUCGAUGAGAAAGAAAGGUUCAAAGACCUGAGAGCCCAGAAGAGCCUGAGUACUAUAACCCCAAGUUCCGAAGAAGCAAGAGCUUAUUUCCGCCGGGAGGAAUUUCUCAGGUACUCUAUUCCCGACAGAGCCUUUGCUUACACAGCCGCCGAUGGCAAAAAAUCGAUCGUCGCUCCUCUGAGAAGAGGUGGGGGCAAACCCACCUCGAAAGCUCGGGACCAUUUCAUGCUGAAACGUGACAGACCGCCACACGUAACCAUUCUCUGUCUUGUCCGAGAUGCAGCAGCCAGAUUGCCCGGUAGUAUCGGAACGAGAGCCGAUGUCUGCACGCUGAUAAGAGACUCUCAGUACAUUGUGGAGGAUGUGACGGAUUCGCAAGUGAAUCAAGUCGUGAGCGGGGCAUUGGAUCGAUUGCACUACGAGCGCGAUCCCUGCGUGCAAUUCGACUCGGAUCGGAAACUGUGGGUUUACCUCCACAGAGACAGAGAAGAGGAAGAUUUCGAAGAUGAUGGAACCUCAUCCACCAAGAAAUGGAAGAGGCCGAAAAAGGAACAAGAUCAAGCAGAUCAGGGAGCGGUAACUGUGGCGUAUAACGGGAACGAAGAUCAAUCCGGGUUUGAGUUGGGUUCGGAUGUGAACCCUGAGGCCAUCGCCGUGGAUGAAGAAGACAAAGGAGCAGAGAUUCUUUGUAAUGAAGAAGCUGAGAAUAACACACAGGGAGACGAGGCAACAGGAUGGACGACAGUUGAUUCAAAUCCAGUCGAAGAUAACACGUUUCUCUGCCAAGAAAAUUCAGCAGAUGACAAUUUUGAUGAUUGAAACAUGAUCAAACUUCAUCAUUCCAGGACCGAAGACAAGAGGGGUUAGUUCAGCUCUUCAGUUGUCGGAAUUGAAGCCCUUGAGAGUGGACAAGAUUUGGAUUUUUGUAUAAACACAGAUUUUUUUUUUUUUGGGUCUGAAACAGACAAUGUUAAGGUAGGUUCUGGUCACUGUUAGGAAAGAAGAUUCAUACGUAAAAAAACAUUCCUUAUAUUCUCAUGCCCAUGCAAAUAUUUAAUCGUGAAGUUUAGACUAUUUUGUUAA